Mollisia scopiformis is the source of this 1678-nucleotide messenger RNA. RefSeq lists its product as uncharacterized. The record is from RefSeq and is a predicted model, not a curated record. NCBI's taxonomy places the organism in Eukaryota, Fungi, Ascomycota, Leotiomycetes, Helotiales, Mollisiaceae. Gene Ontology annotation, cellular component: mitochondrial inner membrane. Bases 158 to 1540 code for a protein of 460 amino acids. Gene Ontology annotation, biological process: protein insertion into mitochondrial inner membrane from matrix; mitochondrial respiratory chain complex III assembly. Gene Ontology annotation, molecular function: ATP binding; ATP hydrolysis activity. The transcript has a single exon.
CAAAAUAAAUAAAUAAAAGUUGGGAGGAAAGGAGAAAAGCAAGAAUGCUCUUGAUACUGCGACCGCCCAUGUUUGCUGUUGGCCAAUUUUCGCUUCUCUUGUCCCACUGGCGUCAUCGUAUACUUUUUCUCCGUCCAACCUCGAGUUGACCAAAACAAUGUCCGACCCAACAUCAACAACUUCAUUUCUACCCCUCGAUGUUCUGUUCAACAACCCUCUCUUUGCCGGUGGCAUUGGCCUCGCAGGUCUAGGGGCCGCAGCGGCUCUUGCGCGACGAUCUGCCAUCAAGGGAGCCUCACUCAUAAAGCGCCGUCUCUUGGCUGAUGUCGAAAUCAGCAAACAAGAUGCUUCAUACCCGUGGAUCUUGGCAUGGCUUGCUCUGCCUCGUCCACCAGGAGGCUUUGUUACGUCUAAACUGACUCGGAUCCACCAGUUCUCCAUGAAGACGAUGGCUGGAGCAGUCCCGAAUAAACCUAAACACACACAGUUCUUCCUCCAACCUGGCUAUGGCAGACAUAUCAUCCGCCACAACAAUGCCUACAUUUCGGUCAAUCGCGAGAAGCAAAGCACGGCGAAUCACACAACGGGGGAACCGCACGAGAUUAUUACCCUGACAUCGUUGUAUGCACAGCGACAUAUAUUCGAGGAUAUCUUUGGAGAGGCACACCAAUUGGCGAUAUCUGCACAUGAAGGGAAGACAAUGAUGUUUGCCUCCCGAGGCAUGGAUUGGGAGCAGUUUGGUGACGCUCGAAAGAAGAGGCCUCUACAGUCUGUUAUCUUAGAUAAGGGAGUCAAGGAACGGAUUGUGGGUGAUGUGAAGGACUUCCUCCAACGGCAGAACUGGUACGUCGAUCGAGGUAUACCGUAUCGGCGGGGCUAUCUACUCUACGGUCCUCCAGGGAGCGGUAAAAGCUCUUUCAUCCAAGCACUGGCUGGAGAAUUGGACUUUGGAGUAUCAAUCAUCAACUUGAGCGAGAGAGGGAUUAAUGACGAUAAGCUGGCGUACCUUUUCACGAAAAUACCUGCGAGGACGAUUCUAUUGCUAGAAGAUGCAGAUGCAGCAUUUAUAAACCGACGGAAGCCCGAUGCGGAGGGAUAUUCAGGAGCUAAUGUCACAUUUUCUGGACUUCUGAACGCAUUAGAUGGUGUUGCGGCUGGAGAAGAACGAAUAGCAUUUUUAACGACGAAUCACAUCGACCGACUUGAUGAGGCCUUGAUCCGACCUGGUAGAGUGGAUGUCACUGUCAGAAUUGGAGAAACGACACGAUACCAAGCUGCAGAGAUGUGGAACAGGUUCUAUGGGGACAUUGACCACGAUGGAAAUGGAAGGAAGCGUUUCCUGGACAAGCUUGUGGAGCUUGAUCUUAUUCCAAACGAAUCUGGCGUUGUCAAGCCCAAGUUACAUACAAGUGCGGCGGCCAUCCAAGGACUGUUCUUGUUUAAUAAGGACAAUAUGGAGGGGGCCAUAGAGAUGGCUGAGGGAUUGAUACCAAGAAUAUACGAACCGGAACCACAAAAGGGCAUCAAGGUGUCCGCUUGAGCUUUGCAAGGACAUCCAUGGAACUGUACGAUACGAUACGCUGGUUAAGACUACAGCAAAGAUGGCUUGUAUAUAUGGGAUGGGAAUACCACUGUACAUUUAGACAUGUACACAUCUGAAUGCGACUUACUGUUCAUC